UCUUUCUCUCUCUAAAAGACUUUGCAAAUUGGCCUGCUAGCUGGUCUCCCUCUCUCUCUCUCUCUAUCUCUUCUCUUUCCCUUUCAGCUGGAGGAGAUGCGAGAGGAAGCAGGGAGGAGAGAUAUAUAGGCCGUUGUCUUCUGUAGAGAGAGAGAGAGAGCAAAAGGGAAAUAAAGGAACUCUUGCAGGUACUCAACACUGACAUGAGUGAUCUCAUGCUCUUGAUACCUUGGUACUCUUACAUCAACCUCCUCCUCCUUGCUCCUCCUGCUUCCUCUUUCUAGCUAGGAUCUUCAACGGCCUCCUCUUUCUAUCUCAGAGAGAGGGAGGGAGGGAGAGAGACGCAGCAAGAUAAUUUUCUUAUGUGCAGCAAGGAUAGCACGUGCAGGAGCUCAUGAGCUGCAUCAAUUCUUGAGGCAAAACCACAAGCUUGUGAUAUUGCACUGAAGCGAAUUGAGGAGAAUUUUGGUGCACUGAAGCACAAAGCCAAGAUUUUUGGGCGUCGAUCUGUCGGCGAUGGCGGCGUACUACCACGGCGGCGCCGGAACGGACAUCCAGGCCAGCGCCGACGGCCUGCAGACGCUGUACCUCAUGAACCCGGGCUACGCCAGCUACGGUGACGCCGGCGCGUCCCCGCCCGGCGCGACCAACAUGAUGCUGCUCAACUCGGCGGUGAGCACCAUGACCCCGGCGUCCUUCGGCCACCACCAGCAGUCGCCGUCGGCGGCGCAGCAGCACUUCGUCGGCAUCCCUCUCCAGGCGCCGCCGUCAGGCUACAACCUCUGGACCCCGGCCACGAGCGGCGCCGCGGACAUGUCGCCGCCGCAGGCGCAGACUCCCGGCGCCGCCGCCGGGGUCAGCGCCGUGCUCAGCCUGUCGUCCCGCGAGGCGCCGCCGGUCACGGUGGCCGCCGUUGGAGGCGCCGACGAGGGGAAGUACCAGCUGGGCGCCACGGCCACGCCGCAGGGCCAGAUGGUGAUGAGCUCCAAGUACCUCAAGGCCGCGCAGGAGCUGCUCGACGAGGUGGUGAGCGUCAGCAAGGGCGUGGAGGACGCCAAGGCCGCGACCAAGAGCCUGGCGGCAGUGAAGAAGAAGGAGGACUCGGAGGGCGUCUCCUGUGGCGACACCGAUGACGGCGGCGGGGCGAAGAGCGGCGGCGCGGUGCCGGAGUUGUCCACGGCCGAGCGGCAGGAGCUGCAGAUGAAGAAGAGCAAGCUCAUCAACAUGCUUGACGAGGUGGAGCAGCGGUACCGGCAGUACCACGGGCAGAUGCAGGCGGUGUCAUCGUCGUUCGAGGCGGCGGCGGGGGCCGGGUCGGCCCGGAUGUACACGGCGCUGGCGCUGCGCACCAUCUCGCGGCAGUUCCGUUGCCUGCGGGACGCGAUCGCGGCGCAGGUGCGCGCGGCGAGCCGGGCCCUGGGCGAGGACGCCGACGCCGCCGUCGCCGGCGGCCGCACCGUGGGCUCCCGCCUCCGGUACAUCGACCACCAGCUCCGGCAGCAGCGCGCGCUGCAGCAGCUCGGCAUGAUGCAGGGCGGCGCCUGGCGGCCCCAGCGCGGCCUCCCCGAGCGCUCCGUCUCCAUCCUCCGCGCCUGGCUCUUCGAGCACUUCCUGCACCCAUACCCCAAGGAUUCGGACAAGAUCAUGCUCGCCAAGCAAACCGGGCUCACCAGGAGCCAGGUGUCCAACUGGUUCAUCAACGCGAGGGUGCGGCUGUGGAAGCCGAUGGUGGAGGAGAUGUACCUGGAGGAGACCAGGGACCAAGACGGUGGCGGGGGUGGCAACGACGAGGGGAAGUCCGGCGGCGGGUCCAAGAGCGGGGACACGAACAAUGGGGUCGACGGCGUCACGCAGAGGGCGGACGGCGGCGGCAGCGGCGCCAUGUCGAAGGCGGCGGCGCGCGUGGCAGGCGGGGCGGCGGAGGGCGCGCCGUCCGCCAAGGGCGUCGGCGGCGUCCACGGCUCCACGCUGCUCGAGCUCGCCAGGGACCAGCAGACGGCGCAUGCCGGAUUCUAUGAGGGGGAAGAUGACGACGACGACGAUGUCGAGCGCAGGCUGAAGAAAGCGAGGGGAGACGAGCCGGCGCCGGGGCCGUUCCACAGCCACCACGUGCACGACAUGGCGGCACUGCACACGCAGGCCGCGGCGGCCGCGAGGCAGCAGCACGAGGAGGUGAGCCACCGGGAGCUGCUCAUGAAGUUCAUGGAGAGCGGCGGCGCCGGAGCGGGCGCCAGGGACCACCACCACCAGGACGGCGGUGGGUACUCUCUCUUCGCCCCAGGGCCGUACGGGCAGUUCGGCUCGGAGCCGUUCGCGUUCGCGGGGAACAGCGGGGUGUCUCUGACCCUCGGCCUCCCGCAUGGCGCCGGCGGCAGCGCCGAGCAGACGGCGUCGUUCCUCAUGGGCAGCAGCACCGCCGGCGACAGCGGCAGCCACGGCGGCGCCGGCGGCUACGACAUGAACAUGCAGAGCACCAAGUCAUUCGCGGCGCAGCUCAUGAGGGACUUCGUGGCCUAGCUGGUAGCAUAGCUGUCGUCCAUGCAAUUAAUCAACUCCAUCCAUCCAUUAAUCGGUUUAGGGCUUGUAUAGAAAUAAAAGGUUCAAUCCUGAACUUGCUCUUACAUGUACAAGAAGCAGUUAAGCUUGGGCCAUAGGUUUUGGGCAUGUAAAAGGAUGGGAUAUCAUGGGGCGAUGUAUAUAGGUAUAGGAUGAUAGACAACUAGUUGAUACCCAAAUUAAACAUUGUACAAGAUUUUAUAUGUAGACCAUAGGGAUUGGGGGGGUAUACGGUACAAUAUGUGAAAGGGGUAUAUUGGGAAUUGGAACUUGGAAGUGUAUGUGAUAGAAGUUGGCCAGUUAGUAUGCAGUAAUUCAGUAUUGGUUUUUGUUACUGUAAUCAUGUAUGUAAACCUAGCACAUUGCAAACUCAUUGGUAG
This is a messenger RNA of Panicum hallii, 2936 nucleotides long. RefSeq names its product BEL1-like homeodomain protein 1. Lineage: Eukaryota; Viridiplantae; Streptophyta; Magnoliopsida; Poales; Poaceae. The record is from RefSeq and is a predicted model, not a curated record. The transcript is spliced from 5 exons. The coding region runs from base 517 to 2517 and encodes 666 amino acids. Gene Ontology annotation, molecular function: RNA polymerase II cis-regulatory region sequence-specific DNA binding; DNA-binding transcription factor activity, RNA polymerase II-specific. Gene Ontology annotation, biological process: regulation of transcription by RNA polymerase II.